AUGUCUGGCAUUCAAUUAAGCGACGAAGUUACUUCUCUUUACAACGAGUUCAAGUUGUCCCACAAGUGGAGAUACAUUCUUUUCAAGAUGAACGACAAGAUGACAGAAAUUGUCGUUGAUAAAACAGCUCCUUUCGAUGAAACUUAUGAAGAUUUUACCAAAGCACUUCCACCAAAGUCAGCCCGUUACGGCGUUUAUCACCUUCAAUACAACCAAGGAAGUGGCAAAAGAGAAAAGAUCAUCUUUUACUUGUGGACUCCAGCUGCUUGCUCCAUCAAAGAGAAAAUGGUGUAUUCAGCAACCAAGGCGACAAUCAAGCAAGCAUUUGUUGGAUUGUCUGUCGAAAUUCAGGCGACUGGGUACAUCGAACUUGAUGAACAGAAGGUGAUAGACAAGGUCAAGUCUGUCUCUCAGUGA
Entamoeba invadens IP1 is the source of this 417-nucleotide messenger RNA. RefSeq names its product actophorin, putative. NCBI's taxonomy places the organism in Eukaryota, Evosea, Mastigamoebida, Endamoebidae. Gene Ontology annotation, cellular component: actin cortical patch; actin cytoskeleton; cytoplasm. Gene Ontology annotation, molecular function: actin filament binding. The transcript has a single exon. The record is from RefSeq and is a predicted model, not a curated record. The coding region runs from base 1 to 417 and encodes 138 amino acids. Gene Ontology annotation, biological process: actin filament depolymerization; cell motility; actin filament severing.